AUGCCAGCAAAAAGAAAGAUUGUGAAGAAAAAGCCUGAAAUUCCUGCUGAAAAACUAGAAAAUCAAGAAGAUGAAGCUGAAAUUUCAGACAAAGAGGAAAAAGCUGAAAUUUCGGGAGAUGAAGCUGAAAAUGCAGAAGAUGUCGAAAAAAAGCAGCGAAAAACCGGAGUUGUAUAUUUUUCAAUGAUUCCCCCAAAUUAUAAUGUGGCAAGAAUGCGAGAAUAUUUUGAGAAAAUUGCGCCGGGAGAUGUGGGAAGAAUUUAUUUGGCGGUGAGCAAGGAUUAGGUGUUUUGAGGGAAAAUGAGGUUUUUCAAUUGAAAAUUUGUGAAAGUUUGAUGAUUCGAUCAACUUUUAACCUGGAAAUGCGUGGUUUCACCUGAUUUCCUUUCUUGUGAAAUUUCAGAAAUUCUUACUAUUUGUCUAUUUUUAACUAGAAAAUUCGAAUUUUCAUCUGACAUUUUUUAAAUCGGGAAAAUCAUGGUUUUGAUGUAAAAUUUGAGAAGAACUAAUUAUUUGAUGAAAUUUUGACUUGAAAAUCUGAUUUUUGAUUAUUUCAUUUAUUUUAUCAAAAAAUACUCACUGUUUCAAAAAACUUCCAUAUUUUGCAACUAUUCCGCAUUACAAUAAAUCAGCAUAACAUAACUCCAAUACAAUUUUUUAAUAUCAAAAUUGAAAUUUCAUCAUAAUCCCGAUUUCCUGAAAAAUGUUUUAUUCCAGAAAAACAAAGCGUCAAAAUCGUUGGCAAAUAGAUAUUCAGAAGGUUGGAUGGAAUUGAAAAAGAAAAAAGUGGCAAAAGCAAUUGCUGAACAAAUCGAUAAUACUCAAAUUGGCGGAAAAAAACGAGAUUUUGUAUCGAGUUUGUAUUGGAAUAUUCGAUAUUUGUCCGGAUUCAAAUGGGUUCAUUUGACUGAACAAUUACAGUAUGAAAAAGAAGUUGAAAGAAGACGAAUGAAUGUUGAAUUAGCACAGGUUAGAAAUAUAGAAGAAAUUAAGAAUUUUGGGGAUAGAAAUUUGAGAGAACACGGAUAAAUUGAGUCAAAAUUCAGUCAAAUUUGACAAGAAUUUUGAAAAUUCUAUUUUUUCAGCCUCAAAAUAUUGAACCGAAAAUUGAGAAUUUAUAUGAAAAUUGAAAAAUCAAAAUUUAAAUUGUCAAUUGUUUUCCUGAAAACUUUAAGCCCAAAAGUUAUGAAAAUUCAAAGAAAUAUAAUUUUAAAAAUCAAAAAAAUCUCUGAAAAAUCGUCCAACAUUUUUCUAGGCUCGUCGAAUCGCCGCUCACUUCGAAGAUCAAAUCGAAAAAGGCCGAAAUUUGCGAAAAUUGGAGGAAAAAGUGAAAUCGGCUGGCGGAAAAUGGACAAAUUUCGAACGAGAUGUCGAACAAAAGAAAACAUUUGCCAGAAAACCGAAAAAAGAGCGAAAAAAUACGACGGUGAAAACGGAAAACACCGAAUUAAUGAAUAUGAUUUUUCAGUAA
This is a messenger RNA of Caenorhabditis angaria, 1471 nucleotides long. Lineage: Eukaryota; Metazoa; Nematoda; Chromadorea; Rhabditida; Rhabditidae. The record is from the annotation of a GenBank genome assembly.